CUCGUCUGAAAACUAUUAGCAUUAGACCGCAUUUUAGACAGAUCUGGUUGCAGUCGUGUAAACUCUGCUCAUUGUGUAUUACCUUGCAAAUAAAACAAACGCGGCAGUUUAAUAAAAUUACUUAACUUCGACCAACAAGCACGUGUUACAAGAAACAGCUUUAUUGUUGAGAGAAUUUUAAGAGAAAGAGAGGGGGAAAAAAACCUAAGAACAGGAAAAAUAUUUUAGUUAGUUUCUUUAGCAGUCAUCAAAAGCAGACGAGACUGCAUAACCAUUUUUGAGGUAUUGUAACUAAAGCUUGGGCACGAAUCAUUUCUUUAAUUAUUAUUAUUAUUAUUUGUAAAGAACACUUGUGAGAGAAAAUUUCCUGGGAUAUGAUUUCGUACGAGAGUAUAAUCGACGAGUUUUACAGCACUGACAAGACAUCGGUCGGGUUUGAGGAGGAACGCGUUGUUCUGGGACCACGGGACAGUAAAACAUUCCAGCAUAUCGGCAGACCGAUCCACGAAUCUCUGUCCGACUCCAAGGCGAAGCGAUCGCGAUCUCUACAGGAUGUGGCUUUCGGCUACAGAUAUUCUCUGGAAAACAGCAAAGAUGGCGGCCCGGAGAGCGCACGAGGACACCUGUGUGACGUCACAGUGAGAUGCGGAGACAAUGGCGGGCCGAACGUGGAGUAUACCAUUAAUGGCAUCGCCUCGCACGAGAUGCCAGUCAUCGGUAUGUACGUAGAUCGCCGAAUAUCACCGGGUUUUCCGUAUCGUGUCCGCUACGUCGGGAGUUUCCGUGACGUUUACGACGGAAAGCCGAAGACUCUGACGUCGAUCGGGAUGGGGUACACCCAUCGACUGACGUUCGACAGCGACAGCUUGAACCACAACGACAACGUGUUCUGGUCGGACAGCCAGCCUGCAGGUUUCGCCUUCAGUAUCCAGGCAGUCAGUCCAGGCGACGUGUUCGUCAUUUACGACGUCUGUUCGAUGCCGCUCGGGGAGGCCAAGGUCGAAUCGCUGUCGUCUGCCCAAGAAGAAAUCGAUACGAGAAUCGAGAACGGGGCCAUAUGCAAAACUGUCCGCGUGUGGCUUGUCUGCAGCGUGGUCUAUUUCCAAGGCCAUCACGGAUUGGUCGAUUUGAAUUCGCCCAGUUCGGAGACGAUCGUCGGAAACGCUCUGGUUGUGAAAUCCAAGGGAGACAAGCGCGCCCAGGUUGUGUGUAUAUCGAACGUUUGUCUGUCUCGAAACGAAGAGUGCACUUUACGAAGAGACUAGCAUCUGUAUGUGUAUGUAUGUUGUUUGUUUGCUACCUGUGAAUACUUGCAGUCGGACUCUGUGAUGUCAAAGGUCUUACACCAUCAUCUCCAAACGAUGGUGCAAAACCUUAAAUACUGGGUCGUACGUAGGGUAGCGGGGUGGUAACUUGUAAGGGAUGUCGGCAGAUGCAGUUCCAAAAACAUACGAAAAAGUGUCCAUUUUACUUUAAAAGUGUUCUUUUUAUCUGCCUGGAGAACAACCUUUAUUACUUUAACCUGUUUCUUUCUGUAUUGCCAUCCACAUGCUGUAAGCUAGAUGCGAGCCCAUGAUGUCAACGAUUUUCUGUUCUAAGAAUAGAUUUAUAAGUAUGUACAUGACAAUGCCGAGCCGUACUUGGCUGAAAGGGGGAGGAAGGUAAAAAGGAAAACACGCCCUUUGUAGUUUAAAAAUGGCCGCUUUAUCUUCCUGGAAAAUACUAUUUACUGUGGUCUGAUUCUAAUUAUUUUUACCACCACCCCACCUCCCUCCAGUCACGGUUAUCUUGUACGACCCUGAUAUGUGUUUAUAUGUCUACCGCUUUCAUGUGUAAAAUGACCAAACAGCAACAUGCAUAAAAUAACGUAUUGCAUCCCUCCAAAGAAAAUAACAAUCACGAAUAAUAACAACAGCAGCAGCAGCAGCAACAACAACAAAAGAUAAAAAACAAAACAAAACAACUUCCUAGUUAAUGCACUUGUAUUCACAAUAACACACGUUUCUCCAGAAAUGUUAAUGCAACGAUUUAUUGUCGUACCUAUCUUUUUGUUUCUUAUUGAUGGGCGUGGCUCAGUUGGUGGUGGGCGGUUGUUACCGCAGUAUUAUUGACACGGCUUCAAUGACAACGCCUCAAAACAGAACUUUCCAUUACAAUAAGACAAUAUUAAGUACCGUAUACCUGGUAAUAUGGAAGGUCGUUAUUUAACGCAUUGACAGGUGGGUACAGCAUCUACACAGCGUUAAUCCCGUAACUAAACAACUGUUUUUAUUUUUAAAAACUCGUCUACAAGUAGGAUAAUGUUUCUUUAGCCAUAUCUUUGUUGUGUAAAAUUAUUGAAUAAUAAAUUAUCGCUUCGUCAAAUUCGCCAAUCUAUAUGCAAAUGAACUGUUGACUAGUAUUUACUGGAGGCGUAAUCUCGCAUAGAAAUAAAUAUUCAUGAGCUAUUGAGAUAACAUUAUUUAGUUGUUUUUAUGGUUGAAAACAAUUCAAAAUCACAUUAUCUUCAAAUAUACAAAUUAACUGUAUAUAGUAGGUUUGCACUCUGACAUGAUAUUUGUAGUGCACAGUCUAUUUAGUGUUUUGGGAAAUAUUGAUAUUAAUAUAACGAUGCAUUUGCAAUUUACAAUUGUUUUGAUAUUUGUUUUGCCUUUCUAUUAAAAGUAAUAUUGAA
Messenger RNA from Gigantopelta aegis, 2674 nucleotides. RefSeq lists its product as uncharacterized. The transcript is spliced from 2 exons. Lineage: Eukaryota; Metazoa; Mollusca; Gastropoda; Neomphalida; Peltospiridae. Bases 375 to 1265 code for a protein of 296 amino acids. The record is from RefSeq and is a predicted model, not a curated record.